CAGCGGGUCAGCGUCAUAACAAACCACAACGCGUGAACGCUGAGCUGGACGAGACUUGCUUGAGUGAUACAGACUACUGGAUGGCCUAUAGACUACAGCUUGCAUCUCCUCUGCUUCUUGGAUGAGCCAGCUGCCUGAGCUAGAAUGCGCCUGCUGCUUUACAGACGUUCGCGCCGAUGAACUUGCGCAGUGCAACGAGGGCCAUCUAUACUGCAAAGAAUGCCUUGAACAGCUUGCCUCUCAUGCAAUAGGCAGUAACGACUAUGCGGCAAUGCACUGCGUCGAUCAAAGCGGCUGUAAGGCUGAUUUCUGUAUACAGCAACGCCAGCAGUUCCUAGACAGAACCAAAAUGCAGGCCCUCGACAAGCUGGAAGCCCUUGCGAGUGUGCUCAAAGCCUCGUCAACGGACCUCAAGAAUUGUUCCUUCUGUGGCGAAGCGCGAAUCGUUGAUGGAGGGGAGACUGUGUUUGACUGCCCAAAUCUCGACUGCCGCAAAAAGACUUGCCUUUCUUGCGAGAAGGAAGCACAUACCGGCAAGUCAUGUGAAGAUGCAGCGAAUAAUGAUCAAUCGGCUGCUCAACAUCGGGUCGCUGAUCAAAUGACUGAAGCACUGGUCAGAACCUGUCCUGGCUGCAAAACGCUUUGUCAAGGAAGAUGGAUGCAACCUCAUCACAUGUCGUUCCUGUAGAACAAAGACUUGCUAUAUCUGCAAGGCGGUGGUGAGUGGUUAUGAGCAUUUUGGCAAGUGUCCUCUAUGGGACAAAGGCAUCAACAGACAUGACCAAGAAAUCAAAGCAGCCAGGGAAAAGGCGAUCCGCACUGAAGAGGUCGAGCAAAACAAGUCUCUGGAGAGAGAAUUGUUC
Messenger RNA from Protomyces lactucae-debilis, 863 nucleotides. RefSeq lists its product as uncharacterized. Gene Ontology annotation, molecular function: zinc ion binding. The transcript is spliced from 3 exons. NCBI's taxonomy places the organism in Eukaryota, Fungi, Ascomycota, Taphrinomycetes, Taphrinales, Protomycetaceae. The record is from RefSeq and is a predicted model, not a curated record. Bases 122 to 688 code for a protein of 188 amino acids.